AACUGCAGUCACCAACGCCAGAUUAGGUUAGGUUAGGUUGAGUUAAGUUCGACAACACCUGACAACACCAUUGUCGGCGAAAAUAUUGACAGCUGAUUCCAUUACACGUGCUUCACUCGAAAUUUUCGUCAAUAAUGGUUUACUAUUUCACAAGCGAAGUUGUACAGCCAACCGUUACGUUAUUUAUGGGAAUUGACAAAUACGAGAAUGAGGAUCUUAUUAAGUGGGGCUGGCCAGAAGAUGUAUGGUUUCAUGUUGAUAAAUAUUCGUCCGCCCAUGUGUAUCUUCGAUUACGACAUGGUCAGACAAUAGACGACAUUCCUAGUACUGUAUUAGAAGAUGCAGCACAGUUAGUAAAAGCAAAUAGCAUUGAGGGAAAUAAAAUGAACGAUAUUGACGUCGUGUAUACAAUGUGGUCGAAUUUGAAGAAGACACAAGGUAUGGAAGUCGGUCAAGUUGGCUUUCACAAGGACAAGGACGUUCGUAAAAUUCACGUUGCUAAACGAAUGAAUGCUAUCGUGAAUCGACUUAAUAAGACGAAACGUUCGGAGCAAGUAAACUUUAGAGCCGAGAGAGAACAGAGAGAUAAGAAUGAACGAGAGGACAAAAAGAAACUUUUGAGAGAGCAGAAGGAGAAAGAAAAGGCAGAGGAAAAACGACGUCAGGAGGAAGCGGAAAUGAGGAGCUAUAAUUCCCUGUUCAACACAUCCAAUAUGACUUCAAACACAGAAACCAGUGGAUAUGAUUCAGACGAUUUUAUGUGAUGACGCUAAUACUUAUAGCGCACGCUUCAUUCUCCAGUAAGAUACACAAAGUGAGAAAAUUCCAAAAUAAAAAGUGUAAAAUAUCUUUUUCAAAUAUAAGUAUUUAUUUGAUUUAUAAUGGUUCUUCUUUUCAAAUAUUGUUCUUGCUAAAUUGUAGAUGUUUCUAUGACACGUGAAUCAAUUCAAAAUGAAUCAAACAUAUAUAGUUCUUACAUAAAUACUUAGAAGAAGUUCGCAAGUACUUAGAUAUCUUACUGUAAUUUCAAUGCAAUGAGAAAAAUAAAUUUUAGAAAUAA
Solenopsis invicta (red fire ant) is the source of this 1060-nucleotide messenger RNA. RefSeq names its product coiled-coil domain-containing protein 25. The coding region runs from base 135 to 764 and encodes 209 amino acids. The transcript has 5 exons. NCBI's taxonomy places the organism in Eukaryota, Metazoa, Arthropoda, Insecta, Hymenoptera, Formicidae. The record is from RefSeq and is a predicted model, not a curated record.